AUCUUCUUCUUCGCCUCUCCUCUCCCGCGUGAUCUCUCCAACCCAAUCCAGUCGCCAGCCACCCAGUCUCCAUUCCCACAGUACCCACACAUGGCCGCCGCGCUGACCGCCACGCUGCCGUCCUCUCCAGCCGCCGCGUCGCCGAUCAAUGGCGGAAGCACCAGCCACUUCUUGGCCUGCCCUUCCCGGCUCCGCAAUGGCGGCGGGCGGCUGCGGGUGUCGACGACGGACACUGCGGUGUCGGCGGAGCCAGCGGCGCCGGUGAAGGCGGCCAAGGUCUCGAAGAAGCAGGACGAAGGGGUGGUGACCAACAAGUACCGGCCCAAGGAGCCCUACGUCGGCCGCUGCCUCCUCAACACCCGCCUCACCGGCGACAACGCCCCCGGCGAGACCUGGCACAUGGUCUUCAGCACCGAAGGCGAGAUCCCGUACAGAGAGGGGCAGUCCAUCGGGGUGAUCGCGGACGGGGAGGACAAGAACGGCAAGCCGCACAAGCUCAGGCUCUACUCCAUCGCCAGCAGCGCCAUUGGGGACUUCGGGGACUCCAAGACCGUCUCCCUCUGCGUCAAGAGGCUCGUCUACACCAACGACCAGGGAGAGAUCGUCAAGGGAGUCUGCUCAAACUUCCUAUGUGACCUGAAGCCUGGCUCUGAAGUGAAGAUCACAGGACCUGUCGGCAAGGAGAUGCUCAUGCCCAAAGACCCCAACGCCACCAUCAUCAUGCUCGCGACGGGUACCGGUAUCGCGCCGUUCCGCUCUUUCCUGUGGAAGAUGUUCUUCGAGGAGCACGAGGACUACAAGUUCAAUGGCCUGGCAUGGCUCUUCCUGGGGGUUCCUACAAGUGACACUCUGCUCUACAAGGAGGAGUUUGAGAAGAUGACGGAGAUCGGCGGUGACAACUUCCGGCUGGACUUUGCGGUGAGCCGGGAGCAGACAAACGCGGCGGGGGAGAAGAUGUACAUCCAGACCCGGAUGGCGGAGUACAAGGAGGAGCUGUGGGAGAUGCUCAAGAAGGACAACACCUACGUCUACAUGUGCGGUCUCAGGGGCAUGGAGAAGGGCAUUGACGACAUCAUGAUCGACCUUGCCGCCAAAGACGGGAUCGACUGGAUCGACUACAAGAAGCAGCUGAAGAAGGCGGAGCAAUGGAACGUCGAAGUCUACUGAUCAUGCCAUGCCAAUUGCCAUAUGGAUGGACUUGGACAUGCUUGCAUAUGCACUACAUGUUCUUAAUUUUCCUUUUUGUCCCCAUUCCCGGUUGAAUUGUGGCAAGCUCGAUCAAGCUUCGACGAUCAUACAUGCAUACAUUGCCUUCGGUCAUAUGGUGAGCUGAGAUGAAAUCGUUGGCUCUCCAGCUCUGAUCCAUACGUAGAUACUGACACGCACGGUAUUUUGUCUCGAUCGAUCGAGCUCACUCGCCUUCCGGUCUUAUAUGCUUCCAUGAAUGUAUGUAUGUAUGUAUAUCUAUGAUGUAGAUACACAUUUCGCACGGUAUUGCUCAUCUGCUACCUACUGCAGUAAUUUGUGUCCAGUGUAA
Messenger RNA from Brachypodium distachyon (stiff brome), 1537 nucleotides. Its product is annotated as ferredoxin--NADP reductase, leaf isozyme 1, chloroplastic. The transcript is spliced from 7 exons. The coding region runs from base 91 to 1167 and encodes 358 amino acids. The record is from RefSeq and is a predicted model, not a curated record. Gene Ontology annotation, molecular function: oxidoreductase activity. NCBI's taxonomy places the organism in Eukaryota, Viridiplantae, Streptophyta, Magnoliopsida, Poales, Poaceae.